CUGGACAGUAAACACACUUAUAUUGUCGUUGUUGGUCUCGGGGACAUGUUGUGUAACUUAUUGACAUAACAACUUAUCCAACUGAUAAGAUAAUGUUGUUAUUACAGUAGAAAACAACAAAGUAUCAAGAUGAGGUGUGUGACCGGGCUAGCUAAAGCAGCAAGCGGGCGGCUACAUCACCACAAUGCUCUGCCCUGCGCCACAAAACAAGAUCGGGACUCACCUUCACAGCUUCUCCGCAGGACCAGCCAGCACGUUGGGCUAACCUCAGCUAGUUAGCUGCUAGCCUGCGUUGGAUGAGGCUUGGACACGUGACGUAAUGAUUACGUAAUGAUGGGGGAAAGAUUCCCACCUUUUUAGUGCGUGUUUACCGACUGGUCCACACGGAGUGAUGAUGUGGAGAUGAAAGGAGAGGACUUGGACAGAGGAGAGCUGAAGGAUGAAGACUUAGGCAGACCUGCGUGGGAGGAUUGAAAACCUUAUGGAAUAAAUACAAAGCUGAUCAAACUGCAGCAGGGCGGGACUGUUAGUAGAUGACAACCGUCGGCACGCCAAGAUGGAGUUCAAGUGGGCCAGGAGGUCCAGUGUGGCCGCGGGGUGCAAAGCCGAGUCCUACUCCGUGGCCACCAUCGACGGCACCAUUAACCCGGCGGCCCGCCAGCCCUCCGGCAGCUCCAGCCCCGGCUCAGGAGGAUCACGGCGCCCCGUCAGCGCCUUGAAGAAGUGGCUCACCAGUCCGGUCCGCAAGCUCAGCUCUGACGCCGGAGGAGGAGCGGGGCGGGCGGGGAAGCAUUGGCCGCCAUCGCUCCUUUUCCACAGCCGAGCGCACUCUUUGGACGUGCAUGACGACGACUGCACCGUCUUACCCUCGGCAGAUAUGGUGUGUCCAGGAACUUCGACUUCUGGUCAGCGUCACCUUUCGGACCUUCUGCAAGGCGGCGACUCAUUUAAUCUUAGCCAGAAAUCCAGCAGCAACACAGUCCAAAGUGAGGACCGCUGCAGUGGGACCGAGGAUGCAGAAAGCCGGUGGUCCUCGGACAGCCAGGAGGACAGAAACAUCGCCCUGGAGAAGAGUUUAUAUGUGCUGUCAGAGCUCAUAGAGACUGAACGCUUGUAUGUGGAGGAUCUUGGACUCAUCAUACAGGGCUAUAUGGCGACCAUGGCUGAUCAGGGCGUCCCAGAAGACCUUAAAGGGAAAGACAGGAUUGUGUUUGGAAACAUCCAUCAGAUCUAUGACUGGCAUAAGAGUUAUUUUCUGGCUGAGCUGGAGAAAUGUGUGGCUGAUCCCGACACCUUAGCCCAGCUCUUCAUUAAGCAUGAGCGUCGACUUCACAUGUACGUGGUGUACUGUCAGAACAAACCCAAAUCCGAGCACGUUGUCUCAGAGUACCUCGAGACCUUCUUUGAGGAUCUCAGGCAGCAGUUGGGUCACCGGCUGCAGCUCAAUGACCUGCUGAUCAAACCCGUUCAACGCAUCAUGAAGUAUCAACUUCUACUGAAGGACUUCCUGAAGCAUUACAGCAAAGCAGGCAGAGACGUGGAGGAGCUCCAGAAGGCGGUAGAGGUCAUGUGCUUCGUGCCCAAACGCUGCAACGACAUGAUGAACGUGGGCAGGCUGCAAGGCUUCGAGGGGAAGAUCACGGCGCAGGGGAAGCUUCUCCAGCAGAACACCUUCGCUGUGAGCGAGCAGGAGGGCGGCUUACUGUCCAGGGCCAAGGAGAGGAGAGUCUUCCUGUUUGAGCAGCUGCUCAUCUUCAGCGAGCCAAUUGACAAGAAAAAAGUCUCCUCUUUACCUGGUUAUACUUUUAAGAACAGCAUAAAAGUCAGCUGCUUGGGCGUCGAGCAGAAUUGCGGCGAGGACCCGUGCGGUCUGGUCCUGACGUCCCGUGGCACAAACGGCAGCGUGAGCCGCUACAUCAUGCAGGCCUCGUCCCCGGAAAUACGACGCACUUGGUUCAAGGACCUGAUGCAGAUCCUGGAGACCCAAAGGAACUUCCUAAACGCCCUCCAGUCUCCCAUCGAGUACCAGCGGAGGGAGAGCAAAUCCAGUAGCCUGGGCAGGAACAUGAAGUCUCCCGGUGGGCCGCGGUCUUCCUCGAGUGCAUCCAUGGACCGCCUUCAGCAGCCAGGCCUGCCGUCCCUCAACACCUCCCUGCCGUCGCUGCAUCCGGCCCGGCAGAGCCCAGCAAUGACCGCGAGGGUCUCGAACCCGUGUGCCACCACACGUCUGAAGCUCAGUUUGCGGCCGGAAGCGACGCCAAGCCAAGGGACGGCCCAACAGGGAGUGACUUCCAGCUUCCAGACCACCACACUUUUGGAUGGAGCGCCACCUGUGGAUGUUUGAUCAUAUCCUCAUGGAUUUAAAAAGACUUGAGUGUGUACCUUUUUUUUGUUUUUUUCCAGGUUCAAAUGUUUGGAGGGCGAAAUGCAUUCAAAAUGUAUUUCCAUUUAUCCGCAUGAAUAUUUUUCUACUGCAUCAUUGUCCCCUGCAAAGAGAGAGGAAAUGUGGCGUCCGCCUGGACAUUCACGGACAACUUGUCCGUACUUUUACAGGUUUUCCUUUUCAUCUGCUCGACUGUGAAUAAAAUCAAUCCA
Nerophis ophidion (straightnose pipefish) is the source of this 2595-nucleotide messenger RNA. It is a transcript of the gene arhgef25b, whose product is annotated as Rho guanine nucleotide exchange factor (GEF) 25b. Bases 557 to 2344 code for a protein of 595 amino acids. Lineage: Eukaryota; Metazoa; Chordata; Actinopteri; Syngnathiformes; Syngnathidae. Gene Ontology annotation, biological process: axon guidance. The transcript is spliced from 20 exons. Gene Ontology annotation, molecular function: guanyl-nucleotide exchange factor activity. The record is from RefSeq and is a predicted model, not a curated record. Gene Ontology annotation, cellular component: cytoplasm; plasma membrane.